AUGGAGUCGAUACCCAGGCAUGUCGUCCGUAAGAGAACAGUAAAUUCACCAAAGCGGCUCUAAGAGGUCGGGGCAGGAUACUACGCCGCGGCUGUUUGUGCGCGAUGGAAUGGCGAACUUACCAAAGGGGCUCAGCAGCAUCUUUACCAUAUCGAGGCUAUUAGGAUUGAUGCCGGUGACCUCCGCAUUUACUGUUUCUAAAAGAUGGUUCAUCAUAAGUAUCAUUAUUUAUUUGCCACUGUCAUUGUUCGACCUCGCUCAUUUAUUCAUCAUGUAUACGAAUUUGCCAGAAAGCUACGAUAAUUUUAAAAAAUUCAUAAUUGUAAUGAGCGGUAUUUACUGUAACAUUUCCACGCUUUGCUACUUACUGACAUUGAUUCUAAAAAUCAAUAUAUUGAAACAGGUACUUUUAAAAAUGGAGAAGUUGGAGGGUAAGGAAGAGAAAAUAUUGAAUCUGUCAAUGAUAUGGUUUACAUUUCUUGAUUUUUACCUGGUUUUUAAUACUGUCACAAUGUUUGGGAUUUUCACAACACUCUACUGUAAUAAUUUUAAAAUAAUUUUCAAAAUGAUUUGUCAUAUCGUACAGUACUUUCGUAGCAUUAUGAUAAUUUAUCUGUAUUGUCUCAUAACCCGAUUCGCUGGUAGUGCCGUCGGACAGCUAAAGAAAACGCUCCGUCCGUCUGUGCAUCAAGUCCUUUGCAAACUACGAGGAUUUAACGAAACGGUGCUGUUAAUACAGUUGAAUAACGAGUUCUUCUCUUGUCAAACGUUGUUGAUCGCGGUACGAAGUGUAGUUAUGUCAACGUUACGUUUGUACAAGAUUUUUUACAUGUAUCGCAAUAAUUGGGAAUUCAAUGCGCUACAGGUAACAUUGGAAAUAUUAGACCCCAUUGGAACUAUCGUGUGGUUACUGGCGUAUUCUGCAAGUGUAUCUUAUUUCAUGAAUUCAGUAAGUAUAUGUUAUAAAGAAUACAUAUGA
Messenger RNA from Nezara viridula (southern green stink bug), 979 nucleotides. The record is from the annotation of a GenBank genome assembly. NCBI's taxonomy places the organism in Eukaryota, Metazoa, Arthropoda, Insecta, Hemiptera, Pentatomidae.